UUCGGCCACAAUGUUUGACCCCGUUUGAAGAAAAAUAGAUUUCUAGUCGUGGGUCUUGGGACUAUAUAAGUAAAUUCCAACACUCUGUUGUUGUGUAUCAGAGCCCCCACCUAGAUCUUUGCUCCUCUCUCUCCGAGCCAAGCUCCAAGCUAAGAUCCCAUGGCACGAUUCCUCGUCUCUGGCUUCGCGAUCGCCUUGCUCCUGGCCGCAGUGGCCAAUGUGUGUAGCGCCAAAUCGGUGAUGGUGGGAGGACGCAACCAGUGGUCAUUGGGGACCAACUAUGCCUCUUGGGCUGCCGGCGCUGGGCCAUUCCGUAUUGGCGACACACUGGUUUUCUCCUACGGCGGUGGAAGGGCCGGCAAGGCAGCGGCGCCCCACAAUGUGUUUCUCAUGAAGGAUCAAGCCCACUACCAGAACUGCGACUUCAGCGGCGCUGUUCUCCUGGCGGAUCCCAGCAAGGGAACGCCGGGUUACAAGUUCACGUUGAAGCAGAAGAAGGCUCACUACUUCGCGUGCGGCGUGGGCAACGGAUUCCACUGCCAAAGCGGUAUGAAAUUCGCCGUGAGCCCGCGCUGAAAGGAUCUGUUUUUGAUCCAGCGAGGGAAGAUGCAAUGCCAUCUCUAACAAUCUCACCCAUAUAUCAAUACAAGUUGUAGAAGCUCUUUCAUCCCUUUUCA
This is a messenger RNA of Selaginella moellendorffii, 677 nucleotides long. Its product is annotated as blue copper protein. Gene Ontology annotation, molecular function: electron transfer activity. The record is from RefSeq and is a predicted model, not a curated record. Bases 160 to 576 code for a protein of 138 amino acids. The transcript is spliced from 2 exons. NCBI's taxonomy places the organism in Eukaryota, Viridiplantae, Streptophyta, Lycopodiopsida, Selaginellales, Selaginellaceae.